This is a messenger RNA of Emericellopsis atlantica, 1179 nucleotides long. RefSeq names its product thioesterase-like superfamily-domain-containing protein. Bases 400 to 1179 code for a protein of 259 amino acids. Gene Ontology annotation, molecular function: fatty acyl-CoA hydrolase activity. The record is from RefSeq and is a predicted model, not a curated record. The transcript has 4 exons. Lineage: Eukaryota; Fungi; Ascomycota; Sordariomycetes; Hypocreales; Bionectriaceae.
UCGACGCCACAGAUCUUGAAAACUAUGAUCAAUGGUGCGCUGCGAACGGAACUGAGCUUGGCCAAGUCGACACACGCACAAAGAUUGUUCGGCUUGCCCUAGCAUUUUCAUACCGGCUCAAACGUUUUUUAUUCGUUGACCAUGACCUAACUGGGAACUAAUCCAGUGGUCGUCUUUUCUUAAACGCCCUGAUUAAUACAUUCUCUUCGGCUCGAGCUUGGCUGUGUUGAUCGAUGCACCGGGUAGGUAGUUUGACAAUUUGACUGUGUUGCCGAGGUUAGCCGCCCGUGGACAUCCACAACUGAGACGCGAUCACUCGUCAUUUGAUCAUUGAUCUCAAGUGACAUCGGCAUCCAUCAUUCUGUGAUCUGAUUGAGAAAGCCGCAACACUUGUACCAGAUGUAUCGUCACAUACCAACUCUCUCAAGACGCUCAUGGCAGCUGGCUCUGCCGGGGUCCAGGCGCAAUUUCCAAGGUACUGGUUAUGUUAACCACUCUGCGCCAGCGGCCGUCGAAAAUGGCGUCGACCCUCGAUGGCUCUCAAAUCUCCGAAGUGAAGCCAAGAGGAAGGAUAACGACGCUUCCAGUCGUAUACUGAUGACACUCAAUGAUCGGUGGCUUCAAUUGUCGGCUGGGGCUGAAGGCUUCGUUGGUGGAGAGCACGCUGGUCUGGAUAGGCACACGGUAGUUUGGGGCGAUAUGGACAGCAUGGGCUUACUGCGAAAGGGACACGUGAACAACGUCGUAUACAACAAGUACGCAGAGUCUGCGAGGAUCAACUGGUUCAGAUCUUUGGCCAAGGUUGCGAGACCUGAACUACAGCCGGAGUGGGAAGGCCUCUGGGCGCCAAAGGGAGUUGGAUUGAUCCUGAAGAGCAUCAAGACAGACUACAAACUGCCCAUUGUGUAUCCCGACACAGUCACCGUUCUGCACAAGCUACUCGAGAGGCCAAGCGACGACUUGACCAGUAUCAAGCUUGAGGUUGUGAUCCUCUCGCACAAGCAUCAAAGGCCCGCAGCGCGAUGCUUUGAAGACAUUGUCGUAUACGACUACCGCCAAGGCAAAAAGACGUCAGCGCCGCGUUUUCUCGUCGACGAAUUACAAAGGAUGUUCGACCUACAGGAAGAUACGCACCAGCAAGCAGUGACUGAAAUCAGACAUUUGCAAAAGUCACUGUAG